This is a messenger RNA of Colletotrichum karsti, 1692 nucleotides long. RefSeq lists its product as uncharacterized. Bases 1 to 1692 code for a protein of 563 amino acids. The record is from RefSeq and is a predicted model, not a curated record. Lineage: Eukaryota; Fungi; Ascomycota; Sordariomycetes; Glomerellales; Glomerellaceae. The transcript has 4 exons.
AUGCUUUCCAGUAUCCGCAUAGCAGACGUCCUGCUGCUCCUCCUGAUAUCUCAAACCACGCAGGCCGGUCCAGUAAGACGUGCCGAGAGACUAUUCGGGAGGGGCUGGAAUUCCACUGCCAGCGCAGUCACAAGCCUUCACUCCACGUCGAGCACCGCUCCAGAUCCGACGGAUCUUUCCACCUCUGCCAAACCAGUCACGGCUCAGAAAGAAGAUGGGUCCACUCCGAGUCCCAUCUUCACCACUCUGGACGACCAGCCCAGAAGCUCGCCGGCUGCCACACAGCCCGUCGGUCAAGGCCCUCCGACAACGGUGGCUCAGUCUAUAACAGAAUCGCCAUCAACGACCGGCACAGAGCCAGUUUUCUUGCCUCCUCCUCUGAGCACGAUAUCGAUAUCUUCAACGACCUCAGGGGCCGGGCAGGAUGGUUCAAUAACCUCAGGGGCGGCUACUUUACCUCCCACGUUCAGCUCCAUUAGUCUGCCGCCGUUUCCGACGACGAAUGCCCGAAACACGACGGCCGUUCCAGCGGAUGGGGAGCGAGGCGCUUCGCCAGGUCAGACAAUGCAGUCAUCUCUGUCCUUUGCCUUUCCUGUUCCGGGUCAAACCACCGCCGCGUCUACCGCUCCUGCAGAGCAGCCUGCAGCGUCAUCUACCUCUGCUCCCGAGUUGUCCACGACGGCUUCCAGCCCCGAGGCAUCGACAACCUCUGCCGCAAUAACCUCCACUCUGACAGCCCAGCCCUCUGCAGCCACCCUCAAGGUCACCGGCACCCCCCUUGUCGGUGUCCCUACAAUCGAGACCUCCAUCCCAGCUGCCACGGCCACCGUCUCCCCCGAAGUCGCCGCCAGCAAUCUCGCCAACGCGAAGACCUUCAACUCCAUCUUCGCCACCCUCACCGAACAAUCCGCCUGCAGUGCCGGACAGGUCGCCUGCGUGAAGGGCAACAAGGCGAAGUGCGGUUCUGAUGGCGCGUUUGAGAUUGAGACUUGCGAGGCCGGCACGUCGUGCUUCGCGCUCCCCAUGAACACGACGGAGGGAGUCAUCAUCAAGUGCUAUGACCCUGCCCUCGCGAGGAACAUUCUCGGAGACUCCGUUACGGCGCCGGCUCCCGGCUCCUCUACCAGCGCACCGGCACAAGCCCCGCCGGCGUCGGGCGUCGUGUCCGAAAUAAGAACCACAGUGACGCCCACCUCCGUCGUGGUAUCGACCGUCUCCGUGAAAGUGCCCGAAGCCACGAGCCCGGCGGCCCCGAUCGCCACGGCCACAUCGACCGUCCUCGUGGAAGCGCCCGAACCUACGUCCACACCCGGCGUCACGACCACAGUCUUCAUCACGAGAACGAUCGACCGCGAGUCCUCGACAGCCACGGAAAAGGAGCCGACCACGACGACGGGAGGAGACGAGACGACGCUGAUCACCUCCACCCGCCGCCGCACCCGCAGCUCGACUUCAGCCCCCGAGUCCACCGCCCCCGCCGCGACCGAGACCACCACCAUCACCGACACCCUGACCUUCGCGCCCAUCCCCUCCACCGUUCCCACGUUCCUCGUCGGGGCCAAGGCGACCGACGCCCCGGCACCGGGCGUCGUCACGGUCAGGGUUACCGUCACGGAGAAGGAGAUCGUGACGGUGACCACGACCGCGAAAAACAUCGAGACUCUCAUUCUGACGGUUACCAAGAUCCAGUGA